GGGGACGCUCUGCAGCGCCCUGCGGCGUGCGGGGAGGUGGGGUGGGGGUAGCGCUUCGAAGGCCUGCGGACCCGCGCGGGUAGCGGUGAUUGAGAGAGAAGACCACCGGAGGCGCUCAGCGGCGGUCUGUGCUAGGCGGACAUACGGGCGUGGGUAACGCGGGAGGAUUCCGCGGGCGCCCUGGGCGACGGCGGAACCCUCGCUCCUCGGCGCGCGGGGACGCCAUGCCGCGAGCCCGGAAGAGGCCGGCGGGGGCCGCGAGGCCAGACAAGAAGGGGCCAGAAGGAAAACGUACCAAAACUGAGAACCCAGGGGAGGCAUCAGCUAAGGUGGAGAACUCCAGCCUCCAGGAGACUUCAGCCUCUAAAGACUGUGGGAAGAAUCUAAGCAGCUACUGGCUGAUGAAGUCAGAGCCAGAAAGCCGACUGGAGAAAGGUGUAGAUGUGAAGUUCAGCAUUGAGGAUCUCAAAGCACAGCCCAAGCAGACAGCAUGCUGGGAUGGUGUUCGCAACUACCAGGCCCGGAACUUUCUGAGAGCCAUGAAGCUGGAGGAAGAAGCCUUCUUCUACCACAGCAACUGCAGAGAGCCAGGCAUUGUGGGGCUUAUGAAGAUUGUGAAGGAGGCAUACCCAGACCACACACAGUUUGAGAAAAACAAUCCCCAUUAUGAUCCAUCCAGCAAAGAAGACAACCCCAAAUGGUCCAUGGUGGACGUGCAGUUUGUUCGGAUGAUGAAGCGUUUCAUCCCACUGGCUGAGCUCAAGACCCACCACCAAGCGCACAGAGCCACUGGCGGGCCCUUACAAAACAUGGCUCUCUUCACCCGCCAGAGACUCUCGGUCCAGCCCCUGAGCCGAGAGGAGUUUGAUUUUAUUUUGAGCCUGGAGGAGAAGGAACCGAGUUAACGGAGACACGGCUGCUGAAGUGGGCAAGAUGUUGCCCCAAAGUCAAGCUUCCACAAGACAAAAGGCGGCGUGGGGAACAUGCUGGUUGUGUUCACCCGGGGUUGUGUGUAGACGUCGGGUUUGGGUCCUUUUUAAUAAAACAUGAAUGUCUGA
Messenger RNA from Balaenoptera ricei (Rice's whale), 1058 nucleotides. RefSeq names its product thymocyte nuclear protein 1 (gene THYN1). The record is from RefSeq and is a predicted model, not a curated record. NCBI's taxonomy places the organism in Eukaryota, Metazoa, Chordata, Mammalia, Artiodactyla, Balaenopteridae. Gene Ontology annotation, cellular component: nucleus. The transcript is spliced from 7 exons. Bases 225 to 905 code for a protein of 226 amino acids.